AUGGAGGGUGAGCAGUUUCUUCUAAAGAUUUCACCCAAGAAGGGUGUUAUACGAUUUGGGAAGAGGGGCAAUUUGAGCCCGAGGUACAUUUGUCCAUUUGAGAUUCUCCGUCAUAUUGGUGAUGUUGUUUAUGAGUUAGCCUUGCCACUAGGCUUGUCAGGUGUUCAUCCGGUAUUCUAUGUUUCUAUGCUGAAGAGUUACUAUUUACAUAGGUCUUGUAUCAUUCGUUGGGAUUCUGUGUUGCUUGAUGAGAAUAUGUCAUACGAGGAGGAGCCUAUAGUGAUCUUAGAUAGGCAGAAUAGAAAGUUGAGGUCCAAAGAGAUAGCUUCUAUUAAGGAGCAAUGGAAGCAUCAUCCUAUUGAAGAGGCCAUAUGA
This is a messenger RNA of Lycium barbarum (goji berry), 375 nucleotides long. RefSeq lists its product as uncharacterized. The transcript has a single exon. Lineage: Eukaryota; Viridiplantae; Streptophyta; Magnoliopsida; Solanales; Solanaceae. Bases 1 to 375 code for a protein of 124 amino acids. The record is from RefSeq and is a predicted model, not a curated record.